This is a messenger RNA of Argiope bruennichi, 7791 nucleotides long. RefSeq names its product ribosomal protein S6 kinase alpha-5-like. Gene Ontology annotation, molecular function: ATP binding; protein serine/threonine kinase activity; magnesium ion binding. The transcript has 15 exons. The record is from RefSeq and is a predicted model, not a curated record. NCBI's taxonomy places the organism in Eukaryota, Metazoa, Arthropoda, Arachnida, Araneae, Araneidae. Bases 378 to 2960 code for a protein of 860 amino acids. Gene Ontology annotation, biological process: intracellular signal transduction; regulation of DNA-templated transcription; protein phosphorylation.
UGCCUUCUGGUUUCUUGCGACCAGCUGACUCUCGUAAUCUAGUUCAGUCUGAAAAUUACGCGGCUUGUCGUUCAUGUUACUCUCGGAAUUACUGAAAUAACAUACUUGUAACCAAAGCCGCUUAAAAAUUUACGGAUUGAUAUCGGUUGUUUAAUCAAUAUGGUGCCUUGGAAUUUAACGUAACUCUUUAAAGAAAGUCAAAAAUUAUAUCUUGUGAUCUUUUUAAACUUGAAGUUUACGUGGCAAAAGAAUUGUGGUGAAAAAAAAAUCGUAUAGUUAUUUGUUACUACACUUCCGUGAACACUCAGGAUUAAAAGAUACAUUUAGUGACUACCUAUGUGGAAUUAUUAUAAUAUAAGAAUAUAGUGGAAUACGCUAUGGUUCAACCAGUGAACCUGAAUGGCAGUGGUAAAGUGAGCAUUUCGGAUUUUGAUUUGCUGAAAGUAUUAGGAACUGGAGCUUAUGGUAAAGUCUUCCUUGUGAGGAAAGUUACUGGAAAUGACCGUGGGAAGUUGUAUGCUAUGAAAGUAUUGAAAAAAGCGACUAUUGUAUCAAAGCCAAAAACACUGGAACAUGCUAAGACUGAAAGACAAGUGUUAGAAUCCAUCCGACAGUCUCCUUUUCUUGUCACUCUUCAUUAUGCAUUUCAAACCGAUUCCAAAUUACAUUUAGUCCUUGAUUACAUAUCUGGAGGUGAAUUGUUUACCCACUUAUAUAACCGAGAAUGCUUUAAAGAAGAUGAAGUUAGAUUAUAUAUUGGUGAAAUUAUUCUUGCGUUGGAGCAUUUACACAAGCUUGGGAUCAUUUAUCGUGAUAUCAAACUGGAAAAUAUUUUGUUAGAUGCUGAAGGUCAUAUUUUACUUACUGACUUUGGAUUGAGCAAGGAAUUUCUGCCUCAUGAAAAGGACCAAAGAACGUAUUCAUUUUGCGGUACCAUUGAAUAUAUGGCACCAGAAGUGAUAAAAGGAGAUGAUGGCCAUGACUUUUGUGUUGACUGGUGGAGUGUAGGUGUGUUGACUUAUGAACUUCUCACAGGUGCCUCACCUUUUACUGUUGAAGGUGAAAAGAACAGUCAAAGUGAAAUUUCUAGGAGAAUCUUGAAAUGUGCACCCCCUCCUAUUCCAGAUCACUUAUCAAGUGAUGUUAAAGAUUUUAUUAAACGGCUACUCGUUAAAGACCCCAGAAAGAGGUUAGGAGGAGGUGUAACAGACAGUGAAGAGUUAAAACAGCAUAGGUUUUUUAAGAAUUUGAAUUGGAAAGAUGUUGCUGAAAGAAAAAAUAAGGGUCCAAUCAUUCCUGUUAUUGUGGAUGAGUUGGAUACCAGCAAUUUUGCUUCAGAAUUUACUUCCAUGACUCCUAUAUAUUCUCCUGCUGCUGUUCCUCCAAACAAUGAUAAGCUAUUUAAGGGUUAUUCUUUUGUUGCUCCUUCUGUUCUGUUUAGUAGAAACGUCAUUAGCGAUGACAUAUUUGGGUUUCCUGAUAGACCUGACAUAUCCAAAUUAUUGGCAGCAAAAUUUAAGAAUUCUGCUUUCUUCCAAAAAUAUGAUCUCGUUAUGAAAGAGGGAAUCUUGGGCGAUGGUAGCUAUUCUGUGUGCAGGAGAUGUGUUGAUAAAAGCACACGCAUUGAAUAUGCAGUCAAAAUUAUCAGCCGUUGCAUUGAUAGUUCCAGGGAAAUAUCUCUGCUCAAACACUGCCAAAGCCAUCCCAAUAUUGUUCAACUUCAUGAAGUGUUUCAUGAUGAGGCUCAUACGUACAUUGUAUUGGAAUUACUUAAAGGAGGUGAGCUUUUGGACAGAAUUCGAAAGAAAAAUAAAUUCACAGAAUUGGAAGCUGGGAAGAUUGCUCGUCAACUAGUUUCUGCAAUUAAUUUCAUGCAUUCUCGAGGCAUUGUUCACAGAGACCUUAAACCUGAGAAUUUGCUUUAUGUGGAUUCAUCUGACAAUUCUAUCAUCAAAAUAGUAGAUUUUGGCUUUGCUCGUAUCUUGCCAACAGGAAAUCAGAAAAUGGUAUCGCCUUGUUUCACACUGCAAUACGCUGCUCCAGAAGUUUUGAAACAGACUGUAUGUGGUACAAGCUCUGGUUAUAAUGAAGCCUGUGAUUUAUGGAGUUUAGGCGUUGUUAUGUAUACUAUGCUAUCUGGUAGAACACCUUUCCAGUCCUAUAGUCAAGACACUAGUGCUGCUGCCAUCAUGCAAAGAAUUCGAGAAGGUGAAUUCAAUUUUGUUGGGCCACAGUGGGAUGUUGUGUCAUCAGAAGCCAAGAAUUUGAUUCGUGGACUUCUGACCGUGGAUCCUCGCCGCCGAUUCACUAUGCAACAACUAAGGCAACAUCCCUGGAUCCAAGGAGUCAAUCCCGGUGUUUACUCCACCACUCCGCUCAUGACCCCUGAUGUCCUCUGUUCCUUGUCAACACCAAGGGCUGCAGAAAGUGCUGUCAAUGCCACAAUGGUCGCUUUUCAUAUAGUAACAAAAGAAGGGUUUCGUCUGCAAGAUGUUUCUGCUGCACCUCUUGCACAACGUCGGAAACAGAAAAAGAGCUCAACUGAUGUCGGGAGCAAUUCGUCGCUCAGCAGUGACAUGUCAUCCAACAGGACUUCCACUUCUUACUCGUCCUCAGAAAGAGAGACAUACAAUAGGACGAUGAAAGACAAGAAUUCGUUUUUUGACUACUCUGAAGCGAGGGUUGCUGACUACUUAUCAACUUUGCCCGACCUAGCCAAGACAGAACCAAUCCACGGUUCGGUCACUUGGCCCACGUCCAGUAAAGAUGUGAAGUGCCCUCCUGAAGAAACAUUUGGCCAGCACAGACCAACAACACGUUCCUACAAACGCAAGCAAGACAACACUCCUGUUGUUGCAUCACCUCAGAAAGAUGAUGAUUGUGUGAUCAUUGCUGAAACUCUGGCAACACGACCACAUUCUAGAAAAGUUAAGAAAGCAAAAGUUAUUUUGACCUGUUGACAGAUUUUGUACAUAGAACAUUUAAAAAGAAAAACUGCCUUUUCAUCAAAUCAUUGUAUGAGAGCUUUUUUAUACUUUUCUCAGUCUCUCCGUUGUAACUAAUAAUCAUCUUUCUCUUCAUUAAUUUAUUAUUUUUUUUUGUUAUUAUGAUUUGAAAAAAGUCUUCUGUGCAUUUUUGAUCCAUGUUUUGAUAAUUAAGAAUUGCAGAUGGAAGUUUACCAUUGUGUUAAUUUUUUACAUACCUUCCAACUGUGAUGUUUCAAUUCUAUUUUUCCCAAAAAGGUCUUGCAAAAUCCAACUUAUCUUUUUUUCAGUGUAAAGACAUUUAUGUGGUAUUCUUUCCUUAUCUAGCUUAAGAAAGAAUAUUUAGUUAAAAUUGCUAUUUCAUAAGUAUUUUUUAUAAUCCGAGUGGAUGAAAAUGCAGUUUUUAUAUUUAAAGCCAAUAUAAAAUGUGUUAAUGUGUUAUCAUUUACUAAUGAGUCUUUCAAAAGAUGUUUACAUCAUGAGUGGAAUAUUAAUAUAUUGAUUAUUUAUUAUAGAGUGGUGAUUCUAUUCCUUCAUUAUAAGUGCCUCAAAAUAUAUUUUGCACAUAGAAUGUAGAGGUAGUAUUUGUGAAAGUGAGAAAGCUAUGUCUGUGUGAAUUUCUUAUGAAAUGAAUGAAAAUAGUUAAUAUUUAAUUGAACAAUCAAUAUUGAGCAGUUUAACAACAAAUUGCUGUUACUUUACUGCGGAAGGAUUGAGAAGUUACUGAAUAUGCUAUUUAAGUUAUAUGAGAAUUACAAUUAUUGAAUUAAAAAUUUUCAACAACAAAAAUGAACUAAAUUUCCUUUAUUCCUUGACUUAAAAAUGUUGUUUGACAUUAAAAGUGAAUUCUAUUGUUAGCCAAAUAGAUAAAGUUCCUGAUUUUGUUAUUCAUUCCUGAAACGGAUAGUAGUACUUUUCAUGGAUAUUUUCAUCACUUAAGUGGUCUCUCAAUAAUUCGAGAUAUUGUACCAGAGGAUUCUCAGAUUAAGCAAAAUGCCAGAUAAAUGGCGAUUCAAUAAAAGGUGCAUUUUAAUAACAAACCUACUUUGAUUAUAAGAAGGAAUACUGUGUAACACGUAUUAUAAAAUUUAAUUUAACAUGGGCAGCAAUUUAUUAUUUUAACUUAUGCAAUUAUUUAUAACAUUGCCUUUUUCAAUUAUACUCCACAUUCUCUAUUUUGAAUAUGCCAAUUCCUGUAGCAGUUAGUUGGAUUAUAGAGAGGCCACUGUGUGUCAGAAAUCUGGAUUAUUAGUUAAGAGACUGGAUUUAUAUUCUGUUGAAUUACUAAACAUUGAAAUACAAUAUAGUAGUUUUGAAUGAACUGAAGAAUAUGCAUGAUGAGAGCUCAAAAAUUUGAAUUGACCAACAUUGUGAUGAGGAAACAAAAUUCUAGCUAGUCCAGAUUUUUGGCAUGAUACAUUUGUUUUUUUGCUCAUGCUUCAAAUUAUUGUGAGAAGAAAAACUUAAUUAAUUGAUUUCUAUUGUAUGAUGCUUUCUUAGAAUUCCAUUAGCUUCAUAUUUUUGAUUUUUCUCAUUUGAUUUAAAAUUUAACUGCAUCCUGGAGUUCAGUGUCAAAAUGCUCAUUUUUGCAAAUCUCCAAGUCGAAAUUGUUUUAUAAUGCACAAUAUAUUUCAAGUUUAUUUCUGCCAUUAAAUUCUGUUUAUUAAACAUAUAUUUUCAAUAGUAUCGAUGCUAGUCAGAAAUGUUGGUUUAAAGCAAAUAGACGACAGAAAAUUAAAGAUAAUAUUUUUCAUUUUGUUAUAGUAUGACUGCAAAAGUACAUUAAAUAAAUUGGGUAUGAAUUUAAUAUUAAAAGCAGAUAUAUUUAUGAAUUGUUAAUUUUAUUUAAAUUUUGGGUGACUGAUAGUCAGGACUUAGCCAAAUUGACCAAAGGAUUCAUCAUACCCUUACCACCUGCUGAAAGUGAUUAUUAAACACUUGCCUUUGGUCUAGGUAAUUAUCCUAGUCCAAAUCUGAUAUAAAAAUAAUUAUAUAUCUAUAUAUACAUUGUAUAUAGUAUGUGUAUGUGUGAAUGAUGCAGUUAAGUUAUCUGAACAUGUGAUAAGGGGAAGUUGUUUAUAAAACAAUACUUUCCAUGAUUAGACCGUUGACAUUUUUAUUUAUUAACAAAGAGGGUAUUUGGCGCUGGUAUAGAAACAGAAAAGAAACAGCUUUAUGUUUCAUUGUAUGCAUUUUUCUGUGUGCUGUGUUUGAUCUGAAAGUUGUAUGCGAAUUGUAUGCAUGGAAGUGAUUCCUUUAAAAUGUUCUUCAUUCUUGGUAAUGCCAUUUAAAAUGUGAAAAAUGACGUGAAUAAAUUGCAUUAACCAAACUUAUAAAUACUAAUAUAAAAUUAGUUUAUUUAUAUUUAUGAAAAAAAAGCAUUUAAUUUAUUGAUUGCAGAAAGGGUUAUUAAUUUCUGAACAGUUAGGAAGAAAAAAAAAUCAUAUCCAUGUUCUACUUUUAUAAUAUAUUUUUGUUCUUCCCCGUAUAAUUUUUCUUCACUUAAUAACUGCUGCAAUCUCUAGAAUUCAGAUUUUUUGAAGAAAUCCUUAAAUUCACUAUCUUGAGCUUAGAUUUGAAUUAUAUUUCGUAUCGUGUCUACAGUGAACAAAAAAUGUUUGUGUGAUUAAAUAUAAAUAUUUAAAAAGAAUUAGAUUUUUUAAAAUUUGAUGUGUUGAUUUUUUUUGUUGCACCAAAUUUUUUUUCUGUAUGUAAAAAUAUAAAAUGUGUUAAUCAGUUUUCUCACCCCCUCCCCCAAUUUUUGUUAUGAAUGAAGUGUAUUAAAAAAUGGUGUUAUAUAUUACAUAUCUAAGCAAUUAGUUGCAUCUUAGUAUUUCUAUUGCUAUGUCUUUCUAUUAAUAAUAAUAGUUUAAUUUUGCAUGAAAUUGCCUUAAGAUCAUUGUGCCUGAAUUUUCUAUAUCCCUUUCUUAAAGUCAAACUAUAAAAAAUAGUCGAACUGUCCCAUUUAUUUAUUUUGUGAAUGGAAAAAUAGUCUUUAAUUUUAAAAAUAGUAAUUCAACCUAUCAUCAAUGGUAAUACAAGUUAGUGGUACUUGAAAGCAUUCUAUGUGAAUAAAUAACCUUAUGAUUUAGGGAAAAAAAAUUGCAUUUAAUGUAAAAAUUUAAAUAAAGGAAGCUAUGAAAUUGAAUAUUGAAUAAUGGAGUUUCAAACAAAAUUGUUUUAAUGUAUAAGGUUUUUUAAAAUAAAAAAUCUUAUUCGGGACCAUUUAUCAUGACAUAAUAAUUAUACAAACUUCAUUUCUGUGUACAGAAUAUACUUGAAUUGCCAUUGACUAUUCCUUAGUCUUUCUUGAAGCAUUCGUGCAAUAUUGCUGUAAGCUUAUGAAAUUGAAUUCCCCGGGUAUAUCUGCAAAUUGUGCCUUGUUCUGAAUAUCACAGUACUGUAAUGGGUGUGUUUUCAGCAUUAAAGUUUGUAAAUCGUUGUAUAUUUUAAUAAUAACCACCUGCCUAUACAAAUUUCACUUAGUAUUUUGUAAAAUGUGGGUCCAAAGAAUAAUGUAUCAGAAAAGAAUGAUCUGGGAAAUGUGUUGGUGUAUAUAAUUUAUUUUGUACUUGCAUGCUAUGGAGAUGCUUGUUUUAAAAACCAUAUUUUUGAAUUUCAGAUUACUGGCUGGAAAAUUGUUGUUUCUCUCCAUUUUAAAAUAAAUUUUAAAUUUUUCAUAACUGUUAAUAUUUUAUUUUUGAUGCAGUAAUCUAAGUGGAAUAAUAUUAUUUUAAUUUAUUUCAUUAUUUUUAAUUUUUAUUUUAUCUAAUUUUUGCUCAGCAAACAAAUUUUAAAUUAAAUACAAAUUCUUUUCCUAAACUUAGUAAAUACAAUUUUCUUGAAGAAUUUAUCACCAUAUUUUUGAAUUAUUUAUUCUUUGUUGUUUUUAAAAUCUAUUGAAAAGCAAAUUGAAAGUAAAUUAUUUGUUAUAUAUUUUUUUGCCCCAAUUUAUCAAGAUAAGUAGUUAAAUGAGUCUUCCGAAAUUCCUAAUAUUUGUUAUGAGAAUUCUUGUUGUAAAGUUUUUUUUUGUUAGGUUCAUGAUUUAAUGGAAGUAUAAAUGCAAGGGAAAAAAAAUAAUCUAUUUUUGUAUAAAAGCUCAUAAUAAUGUACUAAAAUUUUUCUUUUUAAUAUAAUUUCAACAGUAGUUAACUCUUUUAACCUUCAUUUGUGUUUAGUGGAAUAUUUUCGUUAUCCAUAAAAAUGUUUUACGGUAUUUUGUCACUAUUUGGAUUUUUAUUUAUUUUUUGUUUCAGUCAAUUUUUUUCACAAUCUAUUUAUUUAAAGAAAUUUUUGAUCGUUUUAGGAACAUAUUAUUAUUAUUAUUAUUUUUUCUGGACUCUGAUCGCAUGAACUGUUUCAAUGAAUCCAUUACUAAAUGGUUUCUGUUACACUUGUAUGAAGAAGUAAUCCACACCCUUUGAACUUUGGAAGCGACAUUGUAAUUUUUGUGUAUUCUGUAUAGUGUUCAAUGUAUUUUGAAGUCAUGUAGAAUAAUAUAUACAUAUUAAUAUAUAUAUUUAUAAAUCAUUCCAAUGCGCAUAAAGAGAAUUUUCUAUGAGUGAAUAUUAUAUAUCUGCAUGUAUAUAUUCAGGCAAUAAUAAAUACUAUUUGUAAGUGUUAUACACACUUUGCAGAAAGAACUUGUGUACUUUUGUUAGUCAAUAUUUUGAAGUGUGAUGCUGAGGAAACUCAACUGCCUUCUUGUUAAGAAAGAAUUUAUGACGCUGAUGUUGACUGUGAACGAGUUCUUUUCACUCCGGAAUUAUAAUAAAAUAAAUAAAUAAAUCUUUAUGAUUUGUUAAAA